CACUGUAGCAGCUGGAACAGACCAGACCAGACCCAUGAAGAGUGUUGCUGCUGGCCCAGAGUCUUCACAAGAGAAAGAACCACAGAUUCUCUAGCUUCAUCAACUAGAGUAAACCCUUGCUGGUCUCUUUCAGGACUCAGAGUGAAAAGAAGCAAUGAAACCCAGGAGCAUACAGAAGUCACUAGCCCACUGCCUUGGGAACCUUUCUAGACUGUGUUUUCUCUUAGGACUCUUCAGUAUACUGUUCACCAUUAUUUGGAAGCAAAGCAAAGAAAAAUGCAAAUGUUCAGAACUGGAGGAACCAGCAUUCAUGGAUAUAGGUGGAAAGAAGAGCAUCGGCCUUGAUGAUAUCAUAUGGGACAAGCCCCAGAAUCCAACUCUCAGUGUCAUGGAAAGUGCUAGUGGUCCUUUGCCUAUACAAUAUACAUAUCUCUUGGGAUCUCCUCCUACUAAAAAGCGAUUCUUGACCAUUGGAAUUUCUUCUGUCUACAAAGCAAAGGAGCAGAACUUAUUGAAGACAAUUGAGUCCAUUUUAAGUCACUCUUCACUAGAAGAACUACAAAUGAUAACCCUGGUUAUAUACCUUGCUAAUAACAGUUCUCAGCUAAAUGAGCACAGUGCCAAAGAAAUUAAGGCUAAAUUUGGAGAGCAUGUUAAUGUAGGAAGAUUGCUUGUUAUUCAGAGCUCUCUUGCCAGUUACCCUCCUUUAAGCAGCUUGAAAGCAGAUUACUGGAAUAGAGAGAGAAUGGGGGGUAGAACCAAACAGAAUGUGGAUUAUGCUUAUUUAGUUAACUUUUGUGCUGGUCUCUCUAAAUAUUAUUUGAUGCUUGAAGAUGAUAUUGUCUGUGCUACCAAUUUUGUAACCAUUAUACACAACUAUGUAAAUGACAGAAAAAUACCUUGGACCACAAUAGCAUUUUCAAGAUUGGGCUACAUAGGGAAACUCUAUCGUAGCUGUGACCUUAUUAAACUAGCCAGGUUCCUUUUCAUGUUUUAUGAUACACUGCCUGCAGACUGGCUUCUAGAAUUUUUCCAUAAAGCAAAAGGUCAGGAAAAUGCCAUAUUUUUCCGGCCUUCUCUCUUCCAGCAUAUAGGUAGAAAAUCUUCAUUUCACAGCAUGGAAAUAGAGCUCCAAGAUCCAGAGUUUGAGGAAGAGUUUGGACCUUCUGGAGAUUUUCCAACUGCUUCAUGUUUCACAAAUAUACCCAUAUUUUCAAAUUAUGUACCAAACAAUGUGUGUCCCCCUGGAAAGGGUGUUUUCUGGGGCAAAAAUGUAACAGCAGAGAGCUUCUUCACCAUUGUCUUUGCACAUCCAAUUGUUCCCCAGAAGAUUCAGAUUUACACAGGGUCAGCUGAAUUUAACAGGGACAUUCUCUACUAUGGUUAUGUAGAAAAAGGGAGGCUGAAAAUUCAUUCACAUGGGAGUCAAACAUGCCUGACUUUUCAACGAAUUGGGGAUUUUAAGAAUGGACGUUUUGAAAUGGAAGACAGGGACAAUGACGAUGAUAUAGACUGCCUUCGAAUACAGGCCACAGCACCACAAAAGCAGUGGCUGAGAAUAAGGAAAAUUAAUAUUUGGGUGAAAAAUAAUUAAUGUUCACAUUCAUGUUGUGCAUAUCCAUUUGAUAGUAUGGAAAGCUGCAUUAAAUCUUGCUGUCUGUGAUUAGAUAGAUAAUUGCUUUCAUUCCCUGAAAUUCAAAGGGAGCUUUGUUUUUGUUUCUUUUCAUUUC
Messenger RNA from Sceloporus undulatus (fence lizard), 1730 nucleotides. RefSeq names its product alpha-1,3-mannosyl-glycoprotein 4-beta-N-acetylglucosaminyltransferase C-like. The record is from RefSeq and is a predicted model, not a curated record. The transcript is spliced from 4 exons. The coding region runs from base 155 to 1594 and encodes 479 amino acids. NCBI's taxonomy places the organism in Eukaryota, Metazoa, Chordata, Lepidosauria, Squamata, Phrynosomatidae. Gene Ontology annotation, molecular function: acetylglucosaminyltransferase activity. Gene Ontology annotation, biological process: protein N-linked glycosylation.